AUGUCCUCCACCGAUCCCACCACAACCGGCCAAACCGCCCAAGAUGCCUCGCGACAGCAGCCCGCCGCCGCCGCCUCCUCCACCUCCGAACUCGCCAGUGCCAAGAUAACCUUGUACAAGGUGCUGCGGCGCUUUGCCGACUUCCCCAUCGAGGGCAUCGUCUUCAUCGACAUCAUGCCCAUCUUUAUCGACCCGAAAGCCCACCUCGCCCUCCUUCGUGCCCUCGAGCUUCAGGUCCUUUCAUCCUUUGCACCCGCCGCCGCCAAGCCCGACGUCGUCGUCGGUCUCGAUGCGCGCGGCUUCCUGUUCGGUCCCUCGCUGGCCCUGAAGCUCGACGCUUCCUUUGUGCCCGUCCGUAAGAAGGGCAAGCUGCCCGGGCCGUGCGUCACGGCGACGUACGAGAAGGAAUACGGGCAGGACUUCUUUCAGAUGCAGGAGGGUGCCAUUAAGCCGGGCCAGAAGGUGCUGGUUGUGGACGAUAUCAUUGCAACUGGUGGCUCUGCUGCUGCCGCCGGUGAACUUGUUAAGAAGCUUGGCGGAGAGCUCAUUGGUUAUCUGUUCCUGCUCGAGAUUGCACCUCUCAAGGGAAAGGAAAAGCUCGGUGACGUCCCCGUAGUCACUUUGCUCGAGGAGGCCGACUAUCCCCACUAG
Messenger RNA from Pyricularia pennisetigena, 651 nucleotides. RefSeq lists its product as uncharacterized. Gene Ontology annotation, cellular component: cytoplasm. The transcript has 2 exons. Gene Ontology annotation, molecular function: adenine binding; adenine phosphoribosyltransferase activity; AMP binding. The record is from RefSeq and is a predicted model, not a curated record. NCBI's taxonomy places the organism in Eukaryota, Fungi, Ascomycota, Sordariomycetes, Magnaporthales, Pyriculariaceae. Bases 1 to 651 code for a protein of 216 amino acids. Gene Ontology annotation, biological process: AMP salvage; adenine salvage.